ACAGGAACCGAGAGGGACCAAUAAAGUACUCAACAGGAACAGACAGGGACCUAUAGUAUAGCAGCCGAUAGCAACCGACAGGAAGCGACAGGAGCCGAAUGGAGACGACGGGUGCCGAUAAGGGCCGAAAGGAGCCGAGUUUUCCCGACGCCUCCAGUAAACCGAGAGCCGACGAACAUGCCAGCGGUCGCCGAUGUGUGAAUCUCUGUCGGGGAGCUUAUCUUUGGGGGCGAGGAGAUCGUGAGAGAAAAACUCUCACGGAUCACUCCUGUCUUCAUCCACUGCAUAUUCCCACAUUUCUAGAGGACACCGUUAUCCAGAUCCAGCCAAAAUGAAGCUGAUGAAAGUGGUUGUGUUCACCAUUCUGCUGUGCUCAGCUGUCAGCGCAAAGCCAAAAGCUCAUCACUCCUCCAGCUCUGCACCCGUCAGAGCAGAGAACCGAACUGCAUUUUUCGGGGAAGACGUAGAGAUCCUCACCUCGUCCCUGUCCGCGGCAGUGGUGCUGUUCAAACCCAGCUCGCCUCCGGCUGCUUCUGAGGUGGUGCUGAUGAAAAAUGGCAAAUUAAACAGUACCAGAGCCAUGGUGGACAGCCGAAGCCACCUCAUCCUAGAGAAUGUGGGAGAGGAGGACGAGGGCUUGUACAUCAUUAAGUACACUGAUGACCCAAAGCACGUCAGACACCUCAAUCUCAUUGUCAGAGAUUGUCCCAAUGAACACCAUGUGAAGUACGGAGAAACGUUUAACAUUCCCGUACAUGAUGUCUCUGGUCCAAUCACCUUGGAGUUCAGGCCCAGUAUCAUGGAGAUGAAUGCAAGUGCUGGGCAGAUGGUGGUGCUCUUGAACCGGUCCUGGACGCCAGUGGGCGAAUAUAAGGCUCGUCUGAGUGCAUCAGAGCGUAGGGUUAGCCUGCAUGGCGUCAGCAGAUCAGAUGAGGGCAGCUAUGCCGUGUAUGAUUCAGAGAAGAAGUUGAAGAAGAAGAUGUGCCUCAAUGUGAGAGAGCACCAGCACUUUCCCGACCUUGAGUACGGCAAGACAUUGAAGAUUAACCUAUACCUGAACCGCACCAAAGUCAACAUCUUCUACACACCAGAUAAUGACCCUAAGCCCCGCUUGAUUCUGGACCAUGGAGAGCUGGUCGUGCCCAUGGAUCCCAGUAUAGAUGGGAGGCUCUCUGUUGAAGGUUCAGUGUGCAUCCUAGAACGUGUCCGAGUCAGUGACAAAGGCGUCUUCAGAGUGACCGACCUGGAAGGUUUUCCUGUGUCCAACGUGUACCUGAAAGUUCAGCCUUACAAGUUUCCCUCUCUCUAUGUGGCGAUCAUCUCCCUGCUCUCGCUUCUGGCCUUCCUGUUUUGUGUGUGCCUUGUGUCCUGCAUGGUGAAGGUGCGCCGCCGGGCUGAGAAGGCCAGGACCAUUGCGAAAAUUGCUCGGAAUGCUGGCAAAGAGGAGGGUGAUGCCUUCCGACAGGUGGUUCAUGAGGCUUACGCUAGGUUUACUGAAGAGUCUUCUUUGCAGUCUCAGUGGGACAGCAUCACUCAGAAAACGGAGGUGAACAUUAAGGGUCUCGAGAUCUCCAGAGCAGGACAGUACAAACCUCUCUCCCCCGAUAAGAACAACAUGGAGACGAGUGACUCGGGAGUGGAGUUCAACACUGCAGGCCUGCCGCUGGACAGCGACACAGACAUGCCCCCGACGUAUGCCUCCCACAAGUUCCUUCUGGAUUCAGACUUCCUGAACAGCACCACGGGUCCUGAGGUUAUAACGGCAGGCCAAACCCCCGAUUCCAAGCAGAGCACUAAUCCAACCCCCGACUCCAAGCUAAGUGGCAACGUGACCCCUGAGCUUCUUGGAGGCACCACGCCGGAUGGGGACCUGAUGAGUCACACGGUCCCCGAGCCUGCCCCAAGAGUCGCAGACCCCAGUCCAAUCGCUUCACCCGCUGCUGUCCACAAUGGAGACUCAGCACCUGCCUCUGAAGUGACCCCCAGCACUUGUCUUGUCCCUGACGUCGGUCAGGAUGCCGUUGUGCCAAAUGACAAGACUGUAACACCUGACCAGGGUGAUACGGCAGAGAACAGUGCCACCUGAGCAAACAUCCAGUGAUCUGGAGCCUUCUAAAGGCAAACCCCCUGCCAUCUUACACAUACACAAUCUUACAUCCAAACGUUAAAUAAUCCUGAUGCAUUCAUAUAUUCAUCAUAAAAUGCUCAGAAUGGAUCUUCACAUACAAAUCUGCACACUCAUCAAGCACUGACACAGCCGAAGGCUCAUAUCUGUAACAUUUGUCACAUUUAGGUCUGAUUGGGGUUAUUCAGUUAUUUACUGUUUUCUUUGGACAUUCAUGUCAGGUUGAUGCUGAGACAUUAUAAACAUUGGCAAAAUUUCAAUUUACCAAUCAAGUCUACAGUUAGUCUUUGGCUGACCAUUUUUCUUGUUCUCUGGUAUAAAAAUAUGACUGCACGCUACUGUACAUGCUUGAUAUGUUGCCAAAAUAAUACAAUUUUGAAAUUUAAAAGAAAUACAUUUUUGCAUGUACUGUAUAUAUUAGAGAAAUAGUCCAGGGUCCAUUUGUUGCUGUGCGAAGGAUAAAUAUCUAAUUCAACCGUAACACAUGAGAAACACACACCCAUUACAGAGCGCUUAAUGUUCCUCUUUCGAACUCCUCACCAUUACACAUCUACAAUCAAGAGCAUUUCAGCAAAUUGAUCCCCGCUGCUUGGAUAUCUCGGUUUUUCUGUAGCCAACACAUAUGGCUUCAGUCUUGAAUCCCUAUGCACCACAACGAAAAUGUUUCCGAAUUACCUGAUUGAGAUGAUACACAAGUGGCGGGAUCUGACACCCUCUUUCCUGCAUAUGUGAUGCAGGACGGUACAGCAUCGCUUGAGAUUUAUCUAUUCGUGAACACUGGGAUGCAACGGCAGUAAUCCCUCCGUUAAAUGGACUUUUCGGCCAAAUUGAACACCAAAUGAAAACUGUGAAAUCAGCCUGAAAGGAGCCGCCAUCUAUUUGCUCAGUGUUCUUUCACGGAUUGCCCAUUUGCCUAGGACAUGUGCCCAGUGAACUGGACAUAGAACAUGAGCAUUUCUCUCAAUUUUUCUGACGCUGGAUGGAUACCUGAAUAUAAAUUUGAGUUGCCAUCCCUAUGACAGUUCCUAAUCCACUAAAGAAAAGACAGCGAGCCAGACUGGAAUCUUCCUGCCUUUUAAUAAUGCGUUUUAAUAAUGACAGUCGUGAUGCGGGGGACACCUGGGAGAGAACCUAAGAGCUCCUACUCAAAUGACAGAGGACCUCUGCAGAUCUGCGAGAGUGAACGCGUGAAAGGCUGCGGCACGUUGAAACGCUGGCAUGACUCAUGCUUUCUUUCUCUCCUUCCUUAGGAGGGUUUUUUCACCUGCAUCAUACAUGAAUUUGCCUGUUUUAGACACUAAAAGACUGCCCUGUAACCCCUACUCAAGGCCUUGAGAUAUUAAAUAAGGUCCCAUCAAAUGCAUGCAAUCACAUGGAGCUAUAAAUUGACAGCACCAGUAUAAAAAUUUCAGAGAGAAAGGAAAACUUUUCAGGUUGAGUUCAUUCAGAACAUACAAAGAAAUAAAUUAUUAAUCCCAGUUUUUUGCACGCUGCCGAAGGCACGAAAUGCGGUGAAUGCAACUCACGUGAAUCCGUCAUAAUUAGAAAACAAAUGAUAUACAAGUGUUUUCAAAAGCAUCGAGAUUAAACUGAGCCACCUCUUUUAUUUGUCCCUUUGACCAUGGAGAAACAGGGCAAGAGGACCAUUUUUUUCACGUGUCCUUCAAGUAGACCAUCCAGAGCAAGUAGAAGACAUAGUGCAAGGGCGCUACAGACAUCACCUGAUAUUUCACCAGUUCAGGCGUUCAUUUUUCCCUUUGGUUAAGUCUUCCUUGUUAGAAGCUUUGAAAGGUUUUAGACAGAGAUGCUUAAUGCACUGUGGGGGGGAUUGUUCAUUUUAAGCUUCUGAGCUUUAACUCUUAUGAGUUCUUCAGGACAAGGUUUGCUGGUAGAUCAUGCUAGACAAAGGUAAUAUUCCCUGAAUCUACCUCAUGCUUUAGCAAACCCCAAAUGUCCGCCAACGGCAUCUCCGGUUUACAGUAUCGAAGCAAAUAGGUUAGUUUUUCUAAAUGAAAGCACAACGUGUAAAAUUUAACCUUGAUACUUUUUCAGAUGUUUUUCACAAGUUUAUGAAAAUGUGACAAAACUCAGUAAAUACUUUGUAAAUAUAUCCCUUUUACCGAAAUCAGAAGCAGUCACUUAUUUCUCUUUGUAAAAAUAGAUUUUCAAACCCAGCUGUGCGAUGAUUACGUGCUAAUAAAACGAAAGCGUGAAGUAAGCGAAAGAGUGAAAAUCACCGCAAAUUAGGCGAAUAGUCCAUGUUUAAUAACAAUAAUUCAGUAAUUAAAUAAUUCAGUGAUUUAGGUGCUCAGGUAUGCCAUUUCUCUAGAUCAUCGCAUCAGUAGGUGUACGUUGGAUUGACAGGAUCCAUGGCUCACUGCAAAGGCCCUUUAAUCAUUUCCUUUGUUAAAAAGGCAUCUUCAUGUCAGGUGACACUGCCUCCUGGUGACCAUGCCUACAUCCGAGACAUUGGGCCUCCUCUCAUUUCUAGGAACCAGGGAGGAUUCCCACAUCUGGCAAGAUCCAGAAUAGCAAUACCGGUGCUCUGGUUCUCCUCGCAGGGGCACACCUUGUGCAUGCUCCGCCCUUUGUCCCACCCCUUACCCUGCACUGCCCCCUCACCCGGCCCUUCAACCUGCCCCUCGCAUUGCCCCUUGCCCUCCCUCUGGCCCCUUAAUAGAGUUAUUCUGUAUAUACUGCAUGCAUAAAUUCACUGUCACCCCAUCAUUUUUAAGCACAAUAUUUUUAAUAUGUCUUUCGUUUGCGAAAAAAGGACUCCUGCCUGAAAAUCGGUAGAUUCGUGCCUCCACCUGGUAUUUCUCGUUGAAGUGUACCGGAUGUGUGCGACAAAGGUAGUGAAGAAAUAUCUGCCUUUCUCUCCUUUCUGCUGACACCAUUGAAACCCUGCAUUGCUGUCCCCUGACCCAAUAAUCCCAUCUCACGAGAAUGUUAUUUUGAUAAUGCUAACCUUAGAUACUGUAGAACAAGUAAUAUUUUACUAACGCUAAUACUACUAUCUGCUACUAUCACUGAUGUAAUUAUAUAAUGACUUAUUAUAUCGGCUCUCAUAUUUACAUAAGCGCACAACGAAAAAAAUCAACUGCAGCAUGCUGAAAGUUUGCCUGGAAGACAUUAUUGCCUAUGUUUGCAUUACUGUGUGAAACCAGUCAGCGUCUGUCGAUGGGCUCAGGGAAGCGGCCGCAGUAUCUGUAUUAAUACAGCUAUGAAGGUGUCUCUGAAACGCAGCCAAUGUGUGCAUGGAUAUCCAUACAAAUGCAUGAGUGUUGCAAGGAAAAAGGUUAACCUUGUUAGUACGUUAUUUACGCUGGGUUGUGUGGAAUUUAUUAAAACUCAAGCUCACACCUUGACUGCGUUGGCUGAGAUGUAAACGUAAUUGAAAUUCACAUUAUACUGCAGUGUAGGAAUAAAAUUAUUAGAUGCGUGCUGAAUAACAUCCCAAAAUGCUGUCGUGUUGGUUGGAAAGGGACACAUAUAUGUGGGUGGUUGAGUAUAAAUUGCACUCCCUACUUGACAGGUCGGGGGACAUGGUGGCGCAGCGGGUUCGACCGGGUCCUGCUUUCUGGCGGGUCUGGGGUUCGAGUCCCACUUG
Molecule: messenger RNA, 5735 nt
Organism: Scleropages formosus (Asian bonytongue)
Lineage: Eukaryota; Metazoa; Chordata; Actinopteri; Osteoglossiformes; Osteoglossidae
Exons: 9
Coding region: 332-2086 (584 amino acids)
Source: RefSeq, a predicted model, not a curated record